Molecule: messenger RNA, 2306 nt
Organism: Xenopus laevis (African clawed frog)
Lineage: Eukaryota; Metazoa; Chordata; Amphibia; Anura; Pipidae
Product: serine/threonine-protein kinase N2-like
Exons: 8
Coding region: 326-1027 (233 amino acids)
Source: RefSeq, a predicted model, not a curated record
AACAGUUAGUUCUGUUACCUUGCAAUGUUGGGAGCAAGAUGGAUUCUUGGAGCUCUCUGCAAGGGGUUUGGAGGUUCUGCAUGUAUCUUCCUGUGUUUCUUCAAAAUUCCCUCAAUAUAUUCUCUCAUUCCAGGUUCUCCAUGUGCAACACACGGCAUCAAAAAGAUCGUAUGCCCUGAAGAUCUUAGAAAAACAGAAGAUCACCACCUUAAGGGAUGUUGAAAGGAUUUUGGUCGAGAAACGGGUCGCUCUCACAGCAGCUGUCCACCCCUUCACCGUGGAUCUACAUGCCACCUUCCAGUCAGACCACCAUCUCUUCUUCCUCAUGGAGUAUGUCGCUGGAGGCUGCUUAAGGACUCUCCUGGAGAGGGAACGUAAAUUUGGACAACGGAGGACUACGUUCUAUGCUGCGUGCACAGUGCUGGCCAUCUCCUAUUUGCACGAAAAUGGUAUCAUACACCGAGAUCUCAAGCCGGAAAACCUGCUCUUAGACAGCAACGGGUACAUCAAACUGGCUGAUUUCGGACUAUGCAAAGACGGAAUUGGCUAUGGGGACAGAACACGCAGCCUGACUGGAACCUAUGACUACAUGGCUCCCGAAGUCCUCUCCAGGCUGCCGUAUUCAAGAUCUGCAGAUUGGUGGUCUCUGGGCAUCGUGAUCUUCGAGAUGCUAGUCGGGGACCUACCAUGGAUGAGACCAUCUAUUGGCGUCGUCUGCCCAAAGUUCCUGGCUGAGGAUGCAGCUAUUUUAAUAUCAGGGCUUUUACAGUUGGACCCAUGGAUGCGGCUGGGCUCCAGCGAGGAAGAUGCAGGUGAACUAAUGUUUCAUCAUUUCUUUCGAGGCAUUGACUGGCUGGCUUUGGUACAGAGAAAAUUGCAGCCCCCAUUCAUACCGGAGGAUGUUGGACUUUCCGACGAUGGACCCUGUUAUGAACAUCUACUUCUAACACCUCCCUCCGAGGGUUCCUUGGCAAUAAGAAAAGAGAUCGCCGAUGCCUUUGGGAGCUUCGAUUAUUCCGCAAUAUAGAGCUGCGUGAUCAUCCUGCAACGCAAAAAUCAUUGCCAUCACCCGCGUUGACAGAAGAUUGGGGACACAUGAAAAACGGCACAUCAGGUCAUCUUGCUUUCUGUUUCUCUUCCAUCCAGAGCAAUUAGCGGUACCCCUCCUCCUUCCACCAUAGCUCCACCAGCGGUGCCCCAUCUCCUUCUACCGUAGCUCCACCGGCGGUGCCCUCCCUUCCUACUAAAAUAUAGCAUCAUAAACAGGAGCGCACUUAAGCCACUCGGUAAACCCUGCAUUCCUUUUCACUCCAUCCCCCAAGUGUGCAGAAGCCGGGUCUGCAGGCUGCUGGGGCUCCAAUGGAAUGAAACGGAAUGCAGCAUUCACCGAGCUGCUUAACGGUGCUCAUGUUUAAGCUGCCAUAUUGCUUACCGUAAUUCCACCUGCGGUGCCUCCCUUUCCACCUAAAAUAUGGUUUCAUGGGCAGAUGCACCUAAGCCACUCGGUAGUCCCUGCAUUCCAUUUCACUCAAUCCCUCAGUGUGCAGAAGCCGGGUCUGCAAGCUGUCUGGGCUGCCAGUUCUCCAAUGGAAUGGAAUGGAAUGCAGCAUUCACCUAGCAGCUUAAUGGCGCUCAUGCGUAUGCUGCCAUAUUGCUUUCUUUUUCUUUUCCUUCAUUCCAAUUCCACCAGUUGUCCCUCUUAUAUAGUAUCAUAAACUGGAGCACCAUUUAGCCACUCGGUAGACUCUGCAUUCCUUUCAACUCCAUCCCUCAGUGUGCAAAUGCCGGGGUGUGCAGGCUGCCUGGGUUCAAUGGAAUGGAUUGGAAUGCAGCAUUCAUCUAGCUGCUAAACGGUGCUCAUGUUUACGUAGCCUUAUUGCUUUUUGUUUCCCUUCCUGCCACUGUAAUUCCACCAGCAGUCCCUCCCUUCCCAUCUUAAAUAUGGUUUCAUAGACAGAAGCCCCCUUAAGCCACAUGGUAGACCCUUCAUUUCUUUUCUCUCCAUCCCUCAGACUGCAAAAGCCGGGUCUGCAGGCUGCAAGGGACCAAAGAAAUGGAAUGCAGAGUUCACCUAGCAGCCUAAAGGCGCUCAUGUGUAUGCUGCCAUAUUACCAUCUGUUUCCCUUACCCUCUUUCUCUUGAUUAAAUAUGGCAAAUUGAUCCUGGGAGCAAAUCCGAUUGCCGUUAAGGAGUCAGGAAGGAAUUUUUCCCUCACAAAGGGUUUUUGCCUUCCUCUGGAUCAAAUAGCCCUAUUUAUCCUAUAAUAAUUAUUAAUAAAGCUGUGCGUUUCACAGAUUUAACCAUCA